AAAGCACGAGAGGGGAAGCAGCAAGUCUGCAUUUACAACUGUGCGCCUGUGUGUGUUGUUAGUCUGAGUGAGAGAAAGAGAAAAAGAGACAGAGUCAGAGAGGAGGAGGAUGCAGAGGGGAGAGCGAUUCGGUCGACCUGUCCGGGUCUCUCAUGUCACAGAUGUGCCCUCAGGAGCUGACCUCUGUCUCUCUGUCUGGAAAAUAACCUGGAAAAACUAAAAUGGAAUACUGGAAAACUGCACUGUGGAGAACAGUCGGGGCGACGUCCCUCCUGCUGCUGCAUCAGAGACAGAAGAAGUGAAGGGAAGAAAGGAGAAUGAGUGACGUUUUUAAUUUGUAUCUACAUAAGAAAGUGAAGAGGAGACGGAGUCUUGUGGGCCUGUCUGACAACUGUGGGAGGACGGAGCAGAUUUAUACGUAUAAUUGUACUCUUAGUGAGCUUUUGGCUUUCUUUGAGGGAAAGGCAAAGAGCAGAGAGGAGAUAAUAGGAGAGGAGAGGAAAGGGGAGGAGAGAGCAGAGUGCAGCGAGUAGAGGAAUACAGAGAAGGAAGGAGAUGAGAGGAGAGGAGUGAGCACACCAGAUGGGAUCCUGGCAUUAAUAAAAUUGCCCACUCAUUUAUAAGGUCCCUGGAGGUCUGACGAUGAUUCCUGACACAGGAACAGAUGAGUGACGAUCAUCCGGUGGGCAGAACGAUGUUUCCUGACGCGACCAGCUAGCAAUUUGGAACCAUCAAUCUCAGGGAGUCCUGAGGAAGUGAACUGCCCUCUGCAGGAGAAUAUCAUCAUCUCAACUCACUGUGAAAUCAUGAGCACCCCAACGACAGCAAGCCCCACCAUGGAGGUGAAGGUGGUUUCCCAGGAGAUGGCACUGCUUAGUAACAUCCUGGCAGCUUACACCUUCAUCGCAGACCAACCUGAGAGGACAGCACUGGUGUUUCUCGGCGGGGUGUGUGUCGGCCUUCUGGUCACACUGUGCGCCAUCGUCUUCCAGAUCCACUGUCGUGCUGACUGCCACUACGGCAACAGCAACAACCCCCAGCAUCGCCAGAGGAAGAAACAUCACCAACACCGCCAUCACAACUGUCCCAUCCAUCAGCAGCAGGGCGACAGCAACCCGGACCCCACUGCUGUCGUGGCCUCUGGAGGGACUGGGCCCACUGGGGACAGCGAGUCAGAGGACUGGGAUGAUACGUCCGACCUGUCGGCACGGAGACGCAGGCGCUUUGAGAGAGCCCUGCUGCACGCCACCAUGUUCACAUCAGCCGAGGAGCUGGAUCGAGCCCAGAGGCUAGAAGAGCGGGAAAGGAUUCUCCGGGAGAUCUGGAUGAACGGACAACCUGACAUCAGCACGGUCACUCAAAGCCUCAACAGAUAUUACUGACACGAAAGUCAACACAAGGGCAGACUGGGAGGCAGAAAACUGAAAAUAUAGAGGCAGACAGACGGAUGAACGGUGAACAAAUGGGUGCGCAGGUGAACAAACACUGCAUUAAAUGAACAAUGAUGUAUUGACAGCACCAAAGAGACUCUUAUCCAACAGUCAGUGACCGUGCAGCCUGCAGCAGCCCCUCCAGGAGCACACAUGAGCAGUGAUGGCUCCGUCCUCCAAUACAAGAUGACAGUUUUGUGUUUGGAAGAAGAAAGCCAAGACACAAUGGGACCCACAGGGCGCAGACGGCCAAUGCUGCUGUCAUCUCCUGCAGAUGUUUUGUAGAUCCUGCGACCUGUUACUGCUGCCAUAAAGCUACAGGGAUUUUCUAACUUUUCCAUUUCUAACAGGUGCUUUGGAGAUGCGCAGAAGGAGUCAGGUGCUGUUUAUGAGUGUACAGUUUGGAUUCAAAUCGUGUGUUGUUGUUGCACUUUUCCUCAGCUCACCCUUAUUUGUCUGUGAACCUGCUAUAGUCAUUGGGGGAGAAAUGGAAACUGAAAUAGAGAGAGAUCGAUUGAUUGAGCACAUUAACUCCAUGCUGCAGUUCUGAACCUCGUUUAUGAUGACUGCAUUAAAGUAUUGCAGCAAGGAUUUCCUAACAGCUCUGUAGGCUGGCAGCUGUAGGUUUAGUUGCAUAUUAGAACAGGAGCUGACUGUGUCUGAGAAGGUUGUGCUCUCUUUUUAGUUUGUGAAGUUGAAUAUGUUAAUAAAAUUUAAGUCCUGGAUUUCACGAAA
This is a messenger RNA of Acanthochromis polyacanthus (spiny chromis), 2165 nucleotides long. RefSeq names its product eva-1 homolog A (C. elegans) (gene eva1ab). The coding region runs from base 807 to 1382 and encodes 191 amino acids. The record is from RefSeq and is a predicted model, not a curated record. Lineage: Eukaryota; Metazoa; Chordata; Actinopteri; Pomacentridae. The transcript is spliced from 5 exons.